Molecule: messenger RNA, 2064 nt
Organism: Lampris incognitus (smalleye Pacific opah)
Lineage: Eukaryota; Metazoa; Chordata; Actinopteri; Lampriformes; Lampridae
Exons: 16
Coding region: 65-1618 (517 amino acids)
Biological process (GO): proteolysis
Cellular component (GO): cytoplasm
Molecular function (GO): metalloaminopeptidase activity; manganese ion binding
Source: RefSeq, a predicted model, not a curated record
UAGGACCCGUGGACGGACGUCAGCUGUCUCUCUUUAUCUCCGAAGACAUCGGAGGAGCGUGGCGAUGUGUACCACCGUCCAAUCCAUCGAGUGGACCACUGACUGCAAGAACCAGAAGUUUGAUGGCGUUGUCCUGGUGACCCAGAGCUAUGAAACACUGCCCAUUGAGCUGGAGAGUCUCAAAGCACCUCUACAGGACUACAGCUCAGUGGACAAUGGCCUGGGGGAGGAGGUGGUGGUCCUAAAGGUCCCUGGUCUCCCUGGCAACCGACUGGUGUAUGCCUCCACUGGCCCGGUGAAUCGUGACUAUGACGAUGUCAGGCGUUUCAGUGAUGCUGCUGUAAAUGGCGUUAAUCGGGCCUUGAAAGCGGGUAUGCAGCGCCCCUUGCUCAUCUGCCCGUCUCACAGCAACUAUGAGAAGAACACCCUGGUGGCCGCCCUGGGUGCCCUUCAAGCUCUCUACAUGCCAAUUGAAGUUAGGGAGGCCAAGGUGAAACCCACUCAAUACAAGGUGUGCGUUCUUGGGCUGUGGGUACCACAUGAGCCCCUGGGACAGAGAUUGGUGGAUAUGGCGAGUGCUCUGGAGAGUGGCAGGCUGGUGUGCCGUGAUAUUGGUGGUUCAGAUCCUGAGCGUAUGGCUGCCCCCCGCGUGGCUGAGUAUGUGCAAAACCUCUUCAGAGACAGCCUUGUGCAGGUGGAAGUUUUGAGUGAUGUGAAGGCCCUGGAGCGCGAGUACCCCUGCCUGGCUGCAGUCAACCGCUGUGCCAACACUAUACCUCGCCACCAAGGAAGAGUCAUCAAGCUCCAGUACUGUGGGGAGGGACCCAUUCAAACCACUCUGAUGCUGGUUGGGAAGGGUAUCACUUACGACACUGGUGGAGCAGACAUCAAGGCUGGAGGCGUCAUGGCUGGAAUGCACAGGGACAAAUGUGGAGCUGCUGCCGUUGCCGGCUUCUUCCAGAUUCUAGCCAAGUUGAAGCCAAGCCACCUAAAAGUUGUUGGCUCUAUGGCAAUGGUGAGGAACAGUGUGGGGGCAGACUGCUAUGUUGCCGAUGAGCUGGUGGUGUCCCGUGCGGGUCGCAGGGUGAGGGUGGGAAACACUGAUGCUGAGGGCCGUAUGGUUAUGGUGGACCUGCUCUGUGAGAUGAAGGAGAAGGCAGUAGAAGAGGUUUCCCCCCAGCUGUUUACUAUUGCUACACUGACUGGCCAUGCUAUCAGAGCCAUGGGACCCAACUACUCCAUUAUCAUGGAUAAUGGACCGGCCCAUAGCACAGGAAACGCCACUCAGUGGCAGAAAGCUGGCGAGGUGUUGGGGGACAUGUUUGAGAUUUCCAGUAUUAGGCGUGAGGACUACGAGUUCCAUAAGGGGAAGUCUGAGUACGAGGACAUUCUUCAGUGCAACAACCUGCCAUCCACUGCCACUCCUCGAGGACAUCAGACCCCAGCAGCUUUCCUUAUCAUGGCCUCGGGGCUCGACAAGCAUGGUGUGGAUUCUGACAAGCCCCUGCCAUACUCCCAUGUUGACAUUGCUGGGUCCAGUGGUCCUUUCCCCGGUGUGCCAACAGGAGCCCCUAUCCUUGCCAUGGCAACAAACUACAUCCUAUCUAAUGCUCACUAAGGAGGCAUGCACUUCCUAUCUCUGUCUCCUCUCUAUUAUACAAUCACUAUCAUUAUACAACUUGUUUAAAUAGAAUGGCUCCUGCACUAUACUGUGCUUAUACCCCAACACCAAUUGCACAGCUGUCCAACUAGUAGAGAUGACAUCAUGAUCAACACAUGCAGUGCAAAGUUUGCAGCAUUUUAACUCUACAUUCCCUAAUGCCCCAGAUCAACAAUAUUAUUUGAGAAUGUUGUCUAAGUUUUGUUUUUUCCAAGAUUGGUAAUAUCCGUCCCAUCCAUACCAGGCAUCAAGAGUCCUUAUCCUGAAACUUGAGUGGCCUGUAUAUUUACUCAGGGUCAAUUAGAAGAAAUGCCAUCCUUUUUUGUGACAAAAUGGUGUGUGUCAGACAGAUCAAGCACGGUAAUAAAUAAAAGAUGUUUGCAAAGUCCGGUGUUCUCUCAGUC